Messenger RNA from Manis pentadactyla (Chinese pangolin), 1463 nucleotides. It is a transcript of the gene TIMM50, whose product is annotated as translocase of inner mitochondrial membrane 50. The coding region runs from base 279 to 1352 and encodes 357 amino acids. Gene Ontology annotation, molecular function: phosphoprotein phosphatase activity. The record is from RefSeq and is a predicted model, not a curated record. The transcript has 11 exons. Lineage: Eukaryota; Metazoa; Chordata; Mammalia; Pholidota; Manidae.
CUUUGAACAACGGGCGGCCGCCCGGUCAGUUACAGCGGCGGCGGAGCGCCCUGCAGCCGACGGAGGCGUGGUGCCAGCCAGCUCUGCCCUAGCUGGCGCGCCGCGGACCACCGAAGCUCAGACCCAGGCGAGCGCGCUCGCGGCACUGCGCCCGCAGCCCUUUGUCUUUCUCGGCUGCCGUCCUCCCGCCACUCCCCUGCGCCGCCAUUGGCCGCAACCCCGACCCGGGCCGGGGAAGGAGGGGGCGAGUGGGCGGGGCCGCAUGGCGUCAGCGCAAGAUGGCGGCCUCGGCGGCGCUGUUCCUGCGCUUGCGGAGCGGGCUCCGGCUUGGCACGCGGGGGCUGUGCGCGAGGCUGGCGACACCGCCCGCCCGGGCCUCGGACCAGGCCGCAGGGAUCGGAAGCCGCGGGGGCACUAAGGCUCAGGCCCAGGCUCAUGGGCCACAGCAGCAGCAGGGCACAGAGGGUCCCAGCUACGUCAAAAAAGUUGCGCUCUGGCUUGCUGGGCUGCUCGGGGCCGGUGGGACCGUGAGUGUCGUCUAUAUCUUUGGAAACAACUCUGUGGAUGAAACUGGUGCCAAGAUUCCUGAUGAAUUCGACAGUGAUCCGAUUCUGGUACAGCAGUUGCGCCGGACAUACAAGUAUUUCAAAGAUUAUAGACAGAUGAUCAUCGAGCCCACCAGCCCUUGCCUUCUCCCAGACCCUCUGCGGGAGCCAUACUACCAGCCGCCCUACACUCUGGUCUUGGAGCUCACCGGUGUCCUCUUGCACCCUGAGUGGUCGCUGGCCACUGGCUGGAGGUUUAAGAAGCGUCCAGGUAUCGAGACCUUAUUCCAGCAGCUCGCCCCUUUGUAUGAAAUCGUCAUCUUUACAUCAGAGACUGGCAUGACUGCAUUUCCACUCAUUGACAGUGUGGAUCCCCAUGGCUUCAUCUCCUACCGCCUAUUCCGGGAUGCCACAAGAUACAUGGAUGGGCACCAUGUUAAGGACAUUUCGUGUCUGAAUCGGGACCUGGCCCGAGUAGUCGUUGUGGACUGCAAGAAGGAAGCCUUCCGCCUACAGCCCUACAAUGGAGUUGCACUGCGACCCUGGGAUGGCAACUCUGACGAUCGCGUCUUGCUGGAUCUGUCUGCCUUCCUCAAGACUAUCGCUCUGAAUGGUGUGGAAGAUGUCAGGACAGUGCUGGAGCACUAUGCCCUGGAAGAUGACCCCCUGGAGGCUUUCAAACAGCGGCAAAGCCGGCUAGAGCAGGAGGAGCAGCAGCGCCUGGCCGAGCUCUCCAAGUCCAGCAAGCAGAACCUCUUCUUCAGCUCUCUCACCAGCCGCUUGUGGCCUCGCUCCAAACAGCCCUGACCUCUGGGGCUCCUCAGACUCAGUGCCUGGGGCGCAGGCCCCAGGCCUCUUGUGCUCCCAGAUCACGGCUUGGGCAGCCACAUGUCCAAUAAAGGCCACCCAGAUGCCACA